AUGACCAAGCACAUCGGGCAGCCCGUUCCACCUCCCAGAGGCCUGGCCUCAUUGGCCGACUUUCUGGGUUAUUCGAAGCCUUGGAGCCCGGGAUCACUUUUCAGAAACUCAGCUAGCUCGGCCUCUACCAAUCAAAUAAGCCUCGCGCUGAACUUCGGCCUCAAUCAAGCCCUCAGAGCCAGUCCUAUCCCCGUCCCGAAGCCUCGAGUGACUGAACUGCAGACGAGGAUAAUGUUUCUUCAUCCCGGUGCGCUGCUAACGUGUUUAGUCUUAAUAUCUUGCUCUCAUGGACGAUGUUUGCGUCGAGGUCUGUGGAAGCGCAUGAACGACAUGGACCAGCUGAAGGUUCCUCUACUUUCCAAAGAUUAUUCCAGCGAAUUCGCAAGAGCAUCCGAUGCAGGCGCCUACAAUGAAAGGACAGUCCAUCGUGGAAAGGGUCGCCAACAUUACAUCAACGAAGAUUCAGAUAGCCUCGAUGGCCCCCCAAAAAAUUCUGAAACCACCAAAGCAGUACCGAAGGAUCAAAUGGCAGGAUCACGCCCAGACAGAGACUUUAAAAACGAGUCCGGUGGCCCGAGUGGAUCUAAGAUUCCUAUCGUUAAAGAAAAUAAGGAACAAGAAAUACGUGUUUCCCUACCUCCUGACUCACUUGUACGGGCUGAGGGCAAACUGACAAAGAUAAAAAUGAAGGUCUUCCGGAUUAUCAGUCCCCGCGCGACAAUGAAACCCAGUUGGUGUUUGAAUUGGUUAUUCGAAGCUAGGAAAUCGGAUAAAGGCGAAGACCCAGAAUUUAUUGAACCCUAUGAGUUCCUGAAAAGUAUUUUCGAAGGUGGCUUGCUACAUGACAGGUUUUUUUAA
Puccinia triticina is the source of this 858-nucleotide messenger RNA. RefSeq lists its product as uncharacterized. The record is from RefSeq and is a predicted model, not a curated record. The transcript has 9 exons. Bases 1 to 858 code for a protein of 285 amino acids. Lineage: Eukaryota; Fungi; Basidiomycota; Pucciniomycetes; Pucciniales; Pucciniaceae.